AUGAGCCCCGACGCAGACGCCAACGCCAGCCGGAGCCACUCGCACAAUCCCCUACUGGGGCCCGAUCACCCGCUCGUCUCGGAUCUGGAGCAAGAAGUGCUGGACGAGUAUGCGCGGCUGUCGCGGAAUGUGAACCAGCUCUCCGACAAACUCGCCGACCUCGCCGGCUCCCCCGCCUCCCUAACCCUCGACGGCCUCCGGCUCCUCGAGCGCAAGACUGCCACGGUGUGCACACUGCUCAAGGCGAGUGUGUACAGUAUCGUGUUGCAACAACAAAUCUGGAACGAGAACGAGGAACAGCAGCAGCAACAACAGCAACAGCAAGAACAUGAUGAGCAGGAGCGCCAGUUCCAGGAUCAGGAGUAUCAUACUCAUACUGGGGGUGCAUAUGACGGAGAUGGAGAUGUGACAUUCCAAUGA
Penicillium alfredii is the source of this 420-nucleotide messenger RNA. Its product is annotated as DASH complex subunit DAD3 family protein. The coding region runs from base 1 to 420 and encodes 139 amino acids. The transcript is spliced from 2 exons. Lineage: Eukaryota; Fungi; Ascomycota; Eurotiomycetes; Eurotiales; Aspergillaceae. Gene Ontology annotation, biological process: attachment of spindle microtubules to kinetochore. Gene Ontology annotation, cellular component: mitotic spindle; DASH complex. The record is from RefSeq and is a predicted model, not a curated record.